GAAAAAUCAAAGAAAUACUGGGUUAACCGAAUGCGCAUCCGCUGGUCCUUUGUUUAGGUAUCUUCGAAAUGUACUAACACAGUUGGUAACGCGAGUGAAAUGUCAAUUUCCGAAAGGCUCCAGUCGGUCGGAGAAAGUUGAAGUGAUAACUACGAGUGAUUCUAUCCUUUUGUUCACAUAAAAUAUAUAUAUAUACUACAUAUCGAGUCCAAUCAAGCAAGUAUAGAAAUAAAUAAAGAGAAAAUGCAAAGUGUUUUGAAUACAGUCAAAGGCACUGCAUUAAAUGUGGCCGAGUACCUAACUCCAGUACUGAAGGAAUCGAAAUUUCGUGAAACAGGUGUUCUGACACCAGAGGAAUUUGUAGCUGCCGGCGAUCACUUGGUCCACCAUUGUCCGACAUGGCAAUGGGCUGCAGGAGACGAGUCUAAAACAAAACCAUAUUUACCCAAAGAUAAACAAUUUUUAAUCACACGUAAUGUGCCAUGCUACAGGCGUUGUAAACAAAUGGAGUAUGUGGGUGAAGAGACGGUGGUAGAAGAGGAGGGUGGUGAUGGUGGCUGGGUUGAAACACAUCAACUGAACGAGGACGGCACUGCUGAACUGGAAGAAAAAGUUGAUGAAUUGACGCUUGAUGAUAGUAAAGAGGAAAUGCGUACGCCAGACGAAGACAAAGGCGGUAAUGUAGCAACUGAUAACGAUUGUGAUGACGACGAAGAUGAUGACGAAGCGAUUGACAUGGAUGAAUUUGAAGAAAGCGGUAUGUUGGAAUUAGUUGAUCCAGCUGUUGCAACUACAACGCGUAAAGUGGAAACUGAAACAGCCACUAAAACCACGAACUCCGCUGAUGCUGCUGAGGGCGCUGAUGCAACGGAUUCUGUGUUGCACACACGCACUUAUGAUUUACACAUUACAUAUGAUAAAUACUACCAAACACCUCGGCUCUGGGUGGUGGGCUAUGAUGAGAAUCGUAAACCUUUAACUGUCGAGCAAAUGUACGAGGACGUUUCGCAGGAUCAUGCAAAGAAGACCGUUACAAUGGAAAGUCAUCCGCAUUUGCCCGGUCCAAAUAUGGCUAGUGUACAUCCAUGUCGCCAUGCUGAUAUUAUGAAAAAGAUUAUACAAACCGUGGAAGAGGGUGGAGGUGAACUGGGCGUACACAUGUACUUGAUAAUAUUUUUGAAAUUCGUGCAAACUGUUAUUCCAACCAUCGAAUAUGAUUUUACGCAAAACUUUAACAUGUCUUAAACUAUUGAAUGUAUCUUUAUCAAUGCUGAAAAAGGCUCUGCAUCACCGCUACAUAAGCAAUUCAAAAUGUUAUUUAUAAGAUGUAUACUUUGACAGCUGCUAAAAUUGCUUAUGCUAAUAGUAAUAAAAUAUUUUGUAAUUGAUUUAUAAAUAUUAUAAAUUGACAUUAUAUAUACUAGUAUACUUUUUUAAUAUAUUUCAAAGUUUGCAAUUUAUUUGUAACUAUAUUUUGCACAUAUUUAGAGUUAAGAUAUUGAAAAUCUAUAAAGGAAUAAAGAUGAGGCGCUGAGAUAUCCGCAAAGAUGCGAA
Messenger RNA from Ceratitis capitata (Mediterranean fruit fly), 1554 nucleotides. RefSeq names its product ubiquitin-like-conjugating enzyme ATG3 (gene Atg3). The transcript is spliced from 5 exons. Gene Ontology annotation, molecular function: Atg8-family ligase activity. Bases 244 to 1245 code for a protein of 333 amino acids. Gene Ontology annotation, biological process: autophagosome assembly; nucleophagy; autophagy of mitochondrion. The record is from RefSeq and is a predicted model, not a curated record. Gene Ontology annotation, cellular component: cytosol; cytoplasmic ubiquitin ligase complex. Lineage: Eukaryota; Metazoa; Arthropoda; Insecta; Diptera; Tephritidae.